CUAUAGAUAUGUCCUUCUGUUCUUCACAUGGUCCUACAUUACCCACAGAGCAAUUGUUUAUUUUGUCUACAGAUAUCUCCAUCACAUUGCGUUACAUUGUCCAUGGAGCAGUUACCUAUAGAUAUGUCCUUCUGUUCUUCACAUGGUCCUACAUUACCCACAGAGCAAUUGUUUAUUUUGUCUACAGAUAUCUCCAUCACAUUGCGUUACAUUGUCCAUGGAGCAAGCAGUUAUCUCUAUAGAUAUGUCCUUCUGUUCCUCACAUGGUCCUACAUUGUCCACAGAGCAGUUAUCAAUAGAAUAUGUCCUUCUUUUCUUCACAUGGUCCUACAUUGCCCACAGAGCAAUUGUUUAUAUGCUCUUCUAAAGUCUGGCAUUCUCCAUCCAUAUAUCAAUGCAUUAAUGAAAGAAUUACAACUAACUAACACAUCGGCAUACUUAUUAAAUAUCAAAAGUCCAAAAUGAUCAUUCCCUAAUACAGCUUGCAGUAAUGUGACAAUAAUGAAAGGUGUAUAACAUAGCAG
This is a messenger RNA of Owenia fusiformis, 524 nucleotides long. The record is from the annotation of a GenBank genome assembly. Lineage: Eukaryota; Metazoa; Annelida; Polychaeta; Sabellida; Oweniidae.